UAUGGGUCUUUAGUGUGCAAAACAAAAAGAGAAAUAACCAAUUAAAGCACUUGAAAUAAAAUAAUCAGAUAGUACUCCUUAAACUCUUAGCACCACCAAAGAGGCUAUUGAUUUUGUAGAAAGUCAAUCAUUAGCAAAUGUAAUGAGAACAAAGCCAAUCAAAGAAUAUUUAACGGAGUAGAUAGCAAAAAAUUAAAUCUAUGUUGAUUCAUGUGACAUAUUAGCAGAAAGAAUUGAAGGCAAAUCAUAAUUGAUACUCAGAUCUUACAAUAACUAUACUGAGAAGGCUUUAAAAAUUAAAUCAAAAGUGUUAGAAUAUUACAGAAAUGAGUAUACAAACUAUAUUAAUUCUAAAAAUGAUACUCCUUAAAAUAGGGAGUUUAUCAUCAAAGAAACUAUUUAAGUAUUCUUGUAUCUAAUCUAUUAUUAUAGUUACUUGUGGAAACAGCUAUCAUUCUUAAUUGUUUAAUGGAUAAAAACUUUGAUGAUGAGACUGAAUUAUGGUGGGCAAAUGACUACUAUAGUGAUCGAAUAUAAGCCUUAUCUCUUUCUCCUGAUACUUCAGAAAAUACAGAUCCUAUCACAACUCCAAUCUUACAAUAUUUAAAUGCUUUAAAAUGCAGAAUACUUAAAGUGAUUCCACUCUUACCUAACUAACCUAAGUCUAUUGCAAAUAGUGUAGCAAUUGCUAAUGUUCAUUUGACUUAGUUUUAUAAAGAUCUAAAACUGGAAUUUGCAAAAGAUGUAGAAGAAGAAGUCAGCUGCUGA
This is a messenger RNA of Paramecium pentaurelia, 768 nucleotides long. NCBI's taxonomy places the organism in Eukaryota, Ciliophora, Oligohymenophorea, Peniculida, Parameciidae. The record is from the annotation of a GenBank genome assembly.